This is a messenger RNA of Lactuca saligna, 3507 nucleotides long. The record is from the annotation of a GenBank genome assembly. Lineage: Eukaryota; Viridiplantae; Streptophyta; Magnoliopsida; Asterales; Asteraceae.
GUCCAAAUAUGACAGUAUGACAUGUCAUCGUGACUCAAAUUAGCCACUAUUUUCAGCCUUGAUUUACCCGAUACGCAUCGUCAUCAUUAAUUAUGCACUUUCCAUUACCAAAACCCUCUCGCUGCUCCUACAAAUCACUCUCUCACUCGGGUUUUUGCAAGCAGAGGGUUUCGAGUUUACACAAACAGAUCGUCAAGUCAAAGAGAAAAUGUCUCUACUUCGGCUCUGCAAAGGAGUCAACCCAAAUGUUUCUCGUAAAACAGCUUCAGAUUAUUUUUCUUCACUCAGAUUCUCGAGACUCAUUCAUUCACUGGGAUUUACAACCUUGAAAGCUGAAGAGAUUUCUGGUUCUCAGCCUGCUGAAGUACAAAACUUGGUCCAGGGCAAAUGGAUUAAAUCAGCUAACUGGAAUACAAUCGUGGAUCCCUUAAAUGGAGAAUCAUUUAUCAAAGUCUCAGAAGUAGAUGAAAGUGGAAUCCAGCCUUUUGUAGAGAGCUUGUCCAAGUGUCCAAAACAUGGCAUGCACAACCCAUUUAAAUCCCCAGAAAGAUACCUUUUGUAUGGGGACAUAUCUGCUAAAGCAGGCCAUAUGCUUGCUCUUCCUGAGGUUUCUGAUUUCUUUGCUAAGUUGAUACAGAGGGUUGCACCUAAGAGUUACCAGCAGGCUCUUGGUGAAGUGUAUGUUACAGGGAAGUUUCUAGAGAACUUCUCUGGUGAUCAGGUACGUUUCCUAGCAAGGUCCUUUGGAGUUCCUGGGAAUCAUCUUGGUCAACAAAGUCAUGGUUUCCGCUGGCCUUAUGGACCUGUGGCAAUCAUUACACCUUUUAAUUUCCCUUUAGAGAUUCCUCUACUCCAAUUGAUGGGUGCACUUUAUAUGGGCAACAAGCCUGUUCUUAAGGUUGAUAGCAAGGUAUGCAUUGUUAUGGAACAAAUGCUUCGGUUACUCCAUGACUGUGGGAUGCCUUUGGAUGAUGUUGAUUUCAUCAAUUCUGAUGGAAAGACAAUGAACAAGCUACUGCUAGAGGCGAAACCACGGAUGACACUCUUCACUGGUAGCUCAAGAAUAGCAAACAAGUUGGCUGAUGACCUAAAUGGUAGAAUCAAGUUGGAAGAUGCAGGAUUUGACUGGAAAAUCCUUGGCCCUGAUGUUCAUGAGGUGGAUUAUGUUUCAUGGGUUUGCGAUCAAGAUGCAUAUGCAUGCAGUGGUCAAAAGUGUUCAGCACAGUCGAUGCUUUUCAUGCAUGAGAAUUGGAGCAAAACAUCACUCUUGCGUCAAUUAACUGACCUUGCUGCAAGGAGGAAGCUUGAAGACUUGACCAUUGGUCCAGUUCUUACUUUCACAACGGAAGCUAUGCUAGAUCACAUGAAGAAAUUGCUUGAGAUUCCUGGAUCAAAGCUACUGUUUGGUGGUGAAGAGUUGCAAAACCAUUCUAUUCCUUCCGUAUAUGGAGCUAUAAAACCAACAGCUGUAUUUGUUCCUAUCGAACAAAUACUCAAGCCUGAAUAUUACGACCUCGUUACAAAAGAAAUAUUUGGACCAUUUCAGGUUAUCACUGAGUACAAAGACAGUCAACUCCCACUGGUGUUGGAUGUCCUUGAAAAGAUGCAUGCACAUUUAACAGCUGCUGUCGUUUCAAAUGAUCCAUUGUUUAUUCAGGAGGUGAUUGGGAAAACAGUGAAUGGAACCACUUAUGCUGGACUUAGAGCAAGGACAACAGGGGCACCACAGAAUCACUGGUUUGGGCCAGCUGGAGAUCCAAGAGGAGCAGGAAUAGGGACUCCUGAAGCUAUAAAACUCGUCUGGUCGUGUCACAGAGAGGCUUCAAAACCUUCUCCACAGUCGCCGACUCUCCGCAGCUCCGCCGUCCAUAAACCCUUCUUUGUCUCAAGGUUUGUGUCUCUACGACCUUUAUUCACGAUGUCUAUGCUCGAACUAAUUACCAAAGCGUCAGCUGCACACGAACAGCUACCUUCAGAUUCACAAUACCCGAUAGUUCUUAAUCCAGACCCUAUUCUGCUCAACUUGAAACCUCAAACCCAAGAAUCGAAUGACGCUUCGUUCGUUAAACGUGUUGAAGGAUGGAAAUUUUCUCAAACGGAUACGGAGAUUAUAGAGUUAGGGCAAAACUUCUACAAGAAGUUGAAAAUUAAGCUAAAAAACCUGAAGUCGUUCACUAAGGUUGAGUUCAUUAGCAUGUUGACUUCGUAUCUGAAGAAGAACAGCGAGAAACUCGGAAUUUCAGUAGUGAUUGAACAGAAGGACGAGAGUUAUACCAAGGCGCUUGUAGUUUCAGUAGCGAUUGAACAGAAGGGCGAGGGUUAUAUUAAGGCGCUUAUACAAAAAAUAGGUUUUUUAAUGGGUGAAGCUGUUGUAGGUUUAGUAUUGGAGGCUUGUUUUGCAUUCGAAAUUUGGGAGAUAUUAGAAACUCUGAUCGUUGGUGGUCUUAUUGAGGGUUCGUGUUCUAGGAAGUUGGUUCAUAAUUUGAUUGAGAAAAAGAGAUCUGAUUUGGUUUGUUUGUGUGUCAAGCAUGUCUCUGAUCUUCAAUUUUCUGACAUCCUUUCCGUUUUGAAGUUCUUCCUUUCUCCACCUAAAGAUGCUUACGACACCAUGGCUUUCAUAAGGAAAGAAUGGGAGACCGAAGCUUUGUCCGCCAUUGAAAUGGCAAAAGACAAAACCCUUGCUGAAAAGACAUUCAACUUGGCAAAAGAUGCUGCUAUUUUACUCAUGAUGGCUCAUGAUGAGUUUACAACCAGUGAAUUGUGCUUGCAUUAUCUUCUUUCAUCCCCAAAUCUUGAUGAUGUAAUAUUCUCAGCUUGUAUCGGUAACUUAAAUGGUUCAGAGAUUAUGGGUUUUGUGCGUUAUUUGAAGAAAUGGUUGAAGAAGUAUCAAAAGUUCCCACAAGCAUCUUCUUCUUCAAUUCCUAAAGCUUCAUCUUUACAUUGGCUUAAAGCUUUUGAUUCAGUUCCUUCACUUGAAAAUGUUACCAAGUGCUUUGGGUUUGUUCUUGAUGAACAUUUCUCUUCAUUGGUAUUGCACCCGGAGUUUUGCGAGGAGGUGAAAUCAAUAGAAUUGGUUGUGAAUUCUUUGGCCUCAGAAGCAAGGAUUUGUUGCAAGUUGGCAAAUUUGAGUAAAUUGAUGUUGAAGAUAUGAACCAUUAGGUUUCUGAAGCAAGUAUCAUCACAACAAACAGGAGGGUAUAAACGUCAGAUGGAGCUAUUUUGUGUUUUGGCCAUACAACUUUUUUGUUUGUAUUAGUGAAUUUUGAUGAGAGUUUAGAGUCACAGAAUGUAAAAUGGAGAACACAAUCGAUUUUUUUGUCAAAUUUCUAGAUUUGUAUCGAGGAUUUUUCAAAAUUGAAACGUUCUUUCCUUGCCUUUCUUUGUUAACAAAUUCUGAUAUGAACCCAAAAUUUGACCUAUUAAACCUGCUACAGGAGGUAAUCCAGGUAUUUUCUGAACAUUUAAAGUUAUUUGUUACCUUUUGAUAUAUAUAUAUUUCUUUCCCCC